GCAAAAAGAGGAAUUAUAUUUUUAAGACAGAACGAUAAAAACGAAUUAAAGUCGAAAGGGAAACAAAAAAUUAUUAAUUUUAUAACUAAUUAGUUAGAUUAUAGGUAAAAAAACAAUACUAAGAAUAUUAUACAGCAAAACUACUCCAAGAUUCUGAGCGCAGCAACUUGCGUGGCAUACAUUUUACACAUAUUUACUUUGUAAAAAAAGCACCUGCAUCAGUUUAAACACAAAACAACCGCAAUGAAACGCAAAUGUUGUACGGAUAUUUUUUUAUUUAGCUUCUUGCUAUACCUGCUGGCAUCGAUGAGUUUUGUUCAAGCAGUGGAAUUUACCUUUGAUUUGGCCGAUGGUGCAGAGGAUUGCUUCUACGAAGAGAUCAAACAUAAUACCAGCGCGUAUUUGGAGUUCCAGGUUUCGGCCGGUGGCCAAUUGGAUGUUGAUGUAACUUUAAAAAAUCCAAAGGGAGACAUUAUCUAUGAACAGCAAAAAGCCACCUUCGAUAGCCAUCAAUUUGUUGCCGAUAUUGCGGGCGUCUACCAGGCCUGCUUUAGUAACAAAUUCUCAACGUUCUCUCACAAAUUCGUCUAUGUUGAUUUUCAAGUAGGCGAAGAACCUGCCCUUCCCGGUGUAGAUGAGCAUGCCACCGUUUUGACACAGAUGGAAACCUCUUCCCAGUCAAUACACAAAAGCCUAAAUGACAUUUUGGAUGCACAGACACAUCAUCGGCUGCGUGAAGCCCAAGGGCGUAAGCGUGCCGAAGAGUUAAACGAACGUGUUAUGUGGUGGUCAUGUGCAGAAACAGCGGCUGUACUUACCAUUGGCAUUAUACAGAUUUUGGUGCUGCGUAACUUCUUUACGGAUCGUAAACCAAAUCAGCAGCGUUACAGUCGUUUGUAGAAGUAAUUUAGACACACCCACCCCGGGUAACACGUUGCAAAAGCUUUUUUUAGUUAAACGAAGAAUUGUGUAUUCAAACAAAAAGAAUACAUAUGUAUGGUGUUUUUUUUGUGAACCUCUUCAUCAUCCUACUCCCGUGUCCUACCUCGAUACUUCCAUCCCAAAAAUGUCCCCUUGUAUUGUUCUCUUGGAGUACGUAAAUUGAAAUUUGGAGAAGAGUCUCAUCAAUUCCUCAGUUAAUGUAUAAUUUUAGUUAUAACAACUCUUUUUCGUCUUCAUUAAAAACAAAUUUGAACUAAUUAAA
This is a messenger RNA of Stomoxys calcitrans (stable fly), 1204 nucleotides long. RefSeq names its product transmembrane emp24 domain-containing protein 3 (gene p24-1). Gene Ontology annotation, biological process: Golgi organization; intracellular protein transport; endoplasmic reticulum to Golgi vesicle-mediated transport. The record is from RefSeq and is a predicted model, not a curated record. NCBI's taxonomy places the organism in Eukaryota, Metazoa, Arthropoda, Insecta, Diptera, Muscidae. Bases 244 to 900 code for a protein of 218 amino acids. Gene Ontology annotation, cellular component: endoplasmic reticulum; Golgi apparatus; COPII-coated ER to Golgi transport vesicle. The transcript has 2 exons.